AGACAGCAGGCGAAGGAUGUGUUUACCAUGAGAGAAAUUUCGCUGCUGUUGCGGACAAAAUGGUAAACAUCGGCCGUAUACGAGUGCUAUUGAUAGUGGCUCUCUCGACGGUUGUCCUGAAGAGUGCCAGAGCUCGAGAAGUGCCAGCCAGCCAUGUCUCGGCCACCGACAGCGUCCAGGGAGAAGCCCUCGACCUUCCGCAAAGACCUGGCGAGGAAGGGACAACCAACCGAACACAAACACACGUCGACAUACAUGAAUCCGAAUCACCCGAGGAAAAUAAAUCAGUUUCGAGAGAUAGGGACGAGUUGUCGGUCUCGGGAGAUUCCACGGCCCUCCCAACGCCCAGAGAUAAGGGAGAUUAUGAGUCAGAUAAUCCAGGGAACCACCCAGCGGAGGAAUUUUCCUACGCGGCGUCCAAAACGGGAGUAGAAUCCUUGCUGAAGGAGAAAUUGAAACCCAUUAUUAUCGGUCCUCUCCCGAAGCCCUUGUUCUCCGACACGUCUCCGGAGAGCGAGAAGGCGUGGUCCGACAUGAAGAAGGAAUAUAUCAACAGAUCUUCGGAAUCAGGCGCCGCAGCAGACGAAGAAGGAACACCGACCUUUGUGAGUGAUACCACAGGACCCCUUUCUGUGACCGCAGCAGACGUCACGACGCUAGAUUCCACAGACGCAGAGACCUCGUCGUCUGAGAUUCCCACAGGCCCCUCGGAGAAGCCCCAGCCGACGACUCCGGAGACAAAGGAGCCCUCGACAACCUCGACCGCGCCAAGUGUCAGUAACGGAGACCUACUUAGAGUUCCUUUAUGCUGCGCGGACGCCGAGGAGACCGUGCCAUGCCAGCGGCCACCACAGCAGUCCUUUUACUCGUUACCCGUCGCCCUCAGCCACUGCAGCGAGCCCGAGGAGCGCCCCGUAGUAUUCGAAGUGGCUACUGAUUUUUGUUCGAAUAAGAAUGCGACGAAAGUCAGAUUAGAUAGAGAUAACAAGAUAAUAUAUACUCAAAACAAAUUGCUACUCCACUGGAACAUGAUCUUCGUCACCGACUUCUGCGUGGAGGGGCCGGCACGUUCGUACGACCUUCAGUACCGGGUCUUAAUCUGCUCUCCCGUGGAGUCGUCGCGCCACCCAGAGCACUGUCGCGCCGGCGUGUGCCAUGCGAAGUGCUGCCCCGAAGGCUACCUCCUGCAGAAGGAGUACUGUGUCUGCUACGACGCCCUCGCCUCGUCCGUCGGCCCGUCGCUCGUCAGCCGGAGUCUCAAGAGGGGCCUGUUGCGAGGGACAGACGCCUACGUCAGGUUCCCCAAGUGCGACAGUCCCGACGUCAUCACGGGAAAUUCGUCAAACACGAAGGACGUCUUCGAAUUUUACGGCGACGACGUCAAUGUCACUGACACGUCUCUAGACUACUGCGUGGAUGAGCUCCUCGACCUUCAAGACAGUCGGAAUAUCGUCACGACGACCCUGGCUGUGGUCGUGUGUCCGCACCACCCUGCGGCCGACGAGUCAACGUGGACGGUCGUCCGGCGGGUGCUGAUCCCCCUCGGCCUGGUGGUGUCCUGCGUGUUCCUGGCGGCGACGCUGCUGUGCCACCUGUGCCUGCCGGCUCUCAGGGACCUCCGGGGGCUGUACCUGGCGGCGUACGUGGCGUCCCUGCUCGUGGCUGACUCGGCGCUCUUCACCACGCAGGCCUUCUCGCAGUUCCUGGCGCCGGUGUCGUGUGUUUCCCUCGCCUUGUUACUGCACGUGGCUUUCCUCUCCACGUUCUUCUGGCUCAACGUGAUCUGCUAUGAUGUGUGGACUUAUGUCAGACUAUCGGUCCAGGGCGUCCCUCUACACAGGACACAAGAUGACAUGACCCGGUUCUUGGUCCGCUCAGUGUAUGCCUGGGGAUGCCCUCUGGUCAUGGGCAUAGCGGCCGCCGUCAUGCAGCUUCUGCCUGAAGAUAAGAACGGAUACUUAAAGCCCAAUUUUGUGGCGAAUAGAUGCUGGUUCAGAGACGGCGUGGAGAUCCUCGCCUACUUCUACGGGCCAAUGGGCAUCCUGUGCAUCGUCAACACACUCCUCAUACUCCACACUGGCCUGGUCCUCUACUGUGCCAACAACAGGUGCCACUGCUUCUUCGGGAGCUGUGGGCAGACGAACCACACGUUCGACCGACAGCACCUCAAUGAAUUCUGGCAAAGAUUCGGUCUCUUCGCAAUCAUGGCGAGCUGCUGGUUGACGGAAGUAAUAUCGUCCAUUGUGGGUUCGGGGGAUUCGGAAUUAUGGGCAGUGACAGACACGCUGAACACUUUCCAAGGCGUGUUCAUCUUCAUCACCUUCAUCCGGAGCACCAAGCGCCGGCGGCUGGUCCAGGAGCGGCUGGAGGCGUGGGUGGAGCGGCUGGAGCGAGGGGGACUUCCGGCGCCGAGUCUUCCCGCGGGCAUGAGUCCGAGUCACCUGCUGCAUCGGCUGAGGACCUCGAGCUUCUGGGCGUCCUUGGGGAGGGCACGCGACCGAGCGCCCUGCAGGAGGAGGCCGCACCUCUCGUCGAAGCAAGUCCUCGACAACAUCAUCUUCAAGGAGAAGAUGGAGGACAGGAAGGGCUUCAACAACCAGGCCUUCGAGGAGGAGGAGAGGGACGAGGACCCCGACGGCGGCGGGUUCUCGAGGGCGGACUCCGUGAACCGGUCCGCCAGCCCGAUCUGGACGGUGCCGCGCUGGCGGUCCCUCCGCUCCAACACCUACUUCCCGAACGAGGUCGGGGACAAGGACGACGCCAGCGACGCCCCCCGCAAGGACGACGACGUCAUCUGCGAGAACUUCGUGGAUUCCCUGAGCAUCUACUCCAGCUACAGCGAGGACGGGGACCAGCGCAGUCCGUCCUCGGAGAACCCGCAGAACCAGAGGCCGAUUUUCGCGCAGUGGAACCUCCUGCGCCUCAAGAGCGGGUCCCUGAACCUGCCGUCGCGGGGCAUCGCGGGAGGGCCGGCGGCGGGGAGGUACAGCGACGUGGUCUGCCAGGGGCUCACUCGGAAGGGCUCCUUCGGCAAGAAGUGAUUCUCAAGCUUUCCUCCAAGAAAACACAAACAGAACUCAGGGGCUGUUUCCUCGUGCAUGAGCUUACAAAAAGGUUCCGGAGAGAGCUGUGCUGUGUAAUGCAACUUCUGUUCACACCUUCACAUGGGUAAAAGUGCAAAAUAUAAGAAAAUUUUUCAUACGCAUUAAUAACAACAAAUGAGAAUCAAAUAUAUUUGUAACAUCCAUUUACCAAUACAAUCACGAUUCGUAUAAGUCUGUUUUAUAUUGAAUAUACAUGUCCCAGUGAAUUAGUUUUAGAGAACGAAUCUUAAAUGAUUAGCAUUGAAAGCGUAGUUGAUAGGAUAAGAAUUCCAUGAUUGCUAAGCACUUCGUAAAACAUGAACCGGAUUCCACAUUAAAAGAAAUGACUUAUAUUCCUCUGUGCAUUUAUUAUACACGGUCUAUUUAUUUUCAUCUUAAUCUAGGUCAGUGAAUUCCCAUUUUGUAACAGGUACUUUAGUUUUAUAUUACAAAUAGUCCAUCCAUGCGUUUUUUAUGCAUUUACCAACACGAUUUUCGAACUUUGUUAACUUUUCUUUCGAAGGCAAUGGAAUCAAAUUUUAUCUUGUCAUUCUAUGGGUCUAUAUUUUUUUCUUCAAAUAUAAUUUUUAAAGAUAAGUGGAACACAAUAUGUAUGCGGCUAAUAAAUAAACCGAAUAAUUA
Penaeus vannamei (Pacific white shrimp) is the source of this 3725-nucleotide messenger RNA. RefSeq lists its product as uncharacterized. Gene Ontology annotation, biological process: G protein-coupled receptor signaling pathway; cell surface receptor signaling pathway. Lineage: Eukaryota; Metazoa; Arthropoda; Malacostraca; Decapoda; Penaeidae. Gene Ontology annotation, cellular component: membrane. Gene Ontology annotation, molecular function: G protein-coupled receptor activity. The record is from RefSeq and is a predicted model, not a curated record.